This is a messenger RNA of Tupaia belangeri chinensis (Chinese tree shrew), 3821 nucleotides long. It is a transcript of the gene CLIC4, whose product is annotated as CLIC family member 4. The record is from RefSeq and is a predicted model, not a curated record. NCBI's taxonomy places the organism in Eukaryota, Metazoa, Chordata, Mammalia, Scandentia, Tupaiidae.
CAGCGGAGCAGCCCCGGAGCAGAAGCAGCCGUCGCAGCCGCCGACCGCGGAGCCCAGCCGAGCCGGCCAUGGCGUUGUCGGUGCCGCUGAACGGGCUGAAAGAAGAGGACAAAGAGCCGCUCAUCGAGCUCUUCGUCAAGGCUGGCAGUGAUGGGGAGAGCAUUGGAAACUGCCCCUUUUCCCAGAGGCUCUUCAUGAUUCUUUGGCUCAAAGGCGUUGUGUUUAGUGUGACAACAGUUGACCUGAAAAGGAAGCCUGCAGACUUGCAGAACUUGGCUCCCGGGACCCACCCACCAUUUAUUACUUUCAACAGUGAAGUCAGAACGGAUGUAAAUAAGAUUGAGGAAUUUCUUGAAGAAGUCUUAUGCCCUCCCAAGUACUUAAAGCUCUCACCGAAACACCCAGAGUCCAAUACUGCUGGAAUGGACAUCUUUGCCAAAUUCUCUGCAUAUAUCAAGAAUUCAAGGCCAGAGGCUAAUGAAGCACUGGAGAGGGGUCUUUUGAAAACACUGCAGAAAUUGGAUGAGUAUCUGAACUCCCCCCUCCCUGAUGAAAUCGAUGAGAAUAGCAUGGAGGACGUUAAGUUUUCUACGCGGAAAUUUCUGGAUGGGAAUGAAAUGACACUGGCGGAUUGUAACCUGCUGCCCAAGCUGCACAUCGUCAAGGUGGUGGCCAAAAAGUACCGCAACUUCGAUAUUCCGAAAGGCAUGACUGGCAUCUGGAGAUACUUAACUAAUGCGUACAGCCGGGACGAGUUCACCAACACCUGUCCCAGUGAUAAGGAGGUGGAGAUAGCGUAUAGCGAUGUAGCCAAGAGACUUACCAAGUAAAUGGCACUCACGAGAGAGGUGUCUGCAUAUCUUCCCCCGAGAGCAUGCUUUUCCUAACAGACGGCUCCUCUUGCUAUAAAGUAGAAACAGCAUUUUGCAUGAACAUGCAGUUAUUCGCGGUUAGGACCAAGGAUAGAUGAGGUAUAGUUAGUUAUCUUAAAAUAUACACUCCUAAGCAGUAUUAUUUUAAAACCUCCGCCCUGCCUACUUCCCUACCACCAUCCUCCUCCCGUCUCACUGGGAGACGCUGCCCACCAGCUCUUCACCGUAGGGACAGCUCGUCACCUCUCUGGAGCCCUCACCAUUGUGCUCGCUCGCGUGUGUAGAUGGGCAUUUUGAGGUGCAGUGUUGAUGUGUUCAGAUAGUAGCCCUGACACCCGUCAGCCCCAGGCCGGUGCGUACGGGUGGUACAAGGAGUGUGUGGAAGUUGCUGCUGUACCAGAGACGUGCUGCUUCCAUUGCGUUUCUCCUGGGCAUGUACUGACGGGUACUGCCACCCGAGAGGGGGCCGUCUGCAAACGGUCACCGAAGGUUGGGCUGACUUGGCUUUAUAGAUACCUGCUUUGCCCAAGUAUUUAUCCUUGGUAGCAGUUGUGGCAUCUGGCACUGUAGAAGCUGAACGCUGAGAGGAGGGAUGAUACUGCAGGAGCUCAGCCUUUAAGCCGUGCAAGAAAGCCACGGGCACCUGCCCCCCUGCCCAGCGCCCUUCACCGGGCACACGAGCGCUUUCCGUACCUUGAAGAGCUCCUUUUAGGUGGGCGCGCAGCUUGCUGUUUGUAGGUUUUGGAGGCAACACUACGUACACUUAGUUGAUUGAGGUCUAGCAGUGCAAUGAUUCGUCAUGUAAAAAUGAACACUUACAGAGAUUAACCUAAGGAAUGUAAGGUUUGUCAAAAUAGCAAGUUGGUUUUGUUUCUAAAGCAUAUUUCAUGUAGAUAGAGUGCAUUCCUCCUCCUCCAUUGAAAGCAAGCUAAAACACAUUACCAACUUUCCAUUUCACCUCCGUUUACUGUUAGGCUUUGCAAAGAGGAGUCUUCACACCUUUUGGGCUAAAUUAUAACUGUUUGGUGAGUGUGUUUUGCCUAAUCUUAGUCACUGCACUUCCUCAAGUUAAAUCUUCCUACAGCUACGUUGAAGAAUAACUUGCUGCAUGGGGUUUUUGUUUUUUUAUUGAAGUCCCAGACCAGUAAUUAUCUGUGCUCUAACGAGGGAGGAUGGGCUUGGUGAGGAUAAAAGCUCGCCGUCCAUGUAUUUAUUCAUUUCGGUUUUGCUUUUACAAAGUGAGCUUUCUAAGUACUCCAGAAACUGGUUGUGACUGCAGAACACCUUGGGUCACUUUUCUCCUUGACUUGUUUGAGAAGUGCUGUUUCUUGUGGGUGCUUUUCUGCCGUUUCGAGCGUCUUGCUCUGAGGUGGCAGUGUAGCUUAGCAUCCAGGGCGCACUGGCUUGGUGGAGCAGCCCGACUUUCUAAGCCUGUGUUUUUGUACCUGUCGGUCGUGUGCUUAGUAUAGAAAGAAAAGCACCAUAUUGUGUACGUGUGGCUCGGGAGUCCUUUGCCUUGUCUUUCUUCAUACUCCUUAUUACUGAUUUAAAAUUUUGAGCACCAUUUUUUUUUUUUUAAUGAAAUAUUGGAUAGUGAUUUACCUGGUUCCAGAAAGAGUUUAUCUGGCUGUCCAUGCAGAAGUGUUGCAGUGGCUUCAGUGGGUGGCCGGCCCGCCUGCCCCGGUCACUCACGGGCAGGCGUCAGCACCUGCUGCUGCUCACGUAGUAGCUACGCGGCAUCCGGGUGCUACGGAAGCUGCCCAUGGCUUCAGUGUGACGGGUUUGGAGAGGGGGGUUUCUGUGCUUUUAGCGGAUGCUGGGCUAGGUGUGGUGGAGUGGAGGGCAGACAGAAGAAAGCUCCAUGCCUCCAAACGGAGGAUGACACAUCCAGGCAGAUUUCAUGACUUUAAAAAGGAAGUCAGAUGAAACAGAUUGGCACAUGGACAACAGCCAGGAAAGAGAGUGAUCCGAAACAAGCCUUUACCCUGUCGUCUGUUUGUGGAAAGAUCAGAGCCCACGUCGCGAGGCAGUUGAGAGAUGCGGUUUCUUGGCAGUGCGGGCAGCACGUGGCUGACGGGUGGAAACCACCUGUUUCACUUCUGCGACUGACGGGCUUACCACUGACUGUACGCUGCAGUGUGAGGACCGACUUGGAAUGGGAGGCUCGCUCACUGUUUUCCGGAUGAUUCUGAAGAGUUGUUGUACUCAGCAGUUGGAAAGCUCUCUACAAGUUAUAAGUUUUUUUUUUUUUUAAUGUAAAUGCAAAUUUUCUAUUAUCUGUUAUUUUCUUUGACUAAGAUUGUUAACUUUUGUGAUAAAAUUCAAAUAAGAUUUUAUUUCUUGGUAAGUUUCACUUAUACAACUUAUCCCUAAACCCUUGCGCCAUCUGUAUACAAUUAAGAUAUUUCUGACAUUUAUCUUAAACUACGUGGAUCAACGCUAGAAUUUAGGCAGUUUUACUUUAUUUCUGUUGAGUUUUGAAUCUCUGCAGUCUUGCAUGUAGAUAGCUUUUAUUUCUGUGCAUUAAGAAAAAGACAUGUAGAAAAUAUCUACUAAGUGAAAAUGAGGAAAUUGACAUUAUUUUUUCAUGAGCAUUUUGAUACACGUUUCAUCCUGUUUAUUGAUUCUCCAGUUUCUUACACUGAUUAUAAUUACUGUUUAAUUCAAAGAGAGGGAUACAUUCAUUGUUAAUAUACACACCGGCGUUUAAAUUCUACCCUUUACAAGUGAUCAAGGUUGGGGCCACCAAAAAUGUCUUUUUAUGGAAGAUUUUUCCAACUCUCUAAGCCAUCACGUUGAGCAGAAUCGGAGUGUUUUCUUCAGAAUUUCUUGACUCGGCAAUGAAAGCAUCUUAUAGAAUGCUCGUGUCUCCUUUCCUCUCUCUGAACAGCAACACCAGUGUAUCGCUGGCAGCUAUUGUAUUAAAAAUAAAGUAUAUUUUCACUAUCA